GAAUUGUUACUCAGGGACACAGAAUUGUUACUCAGGGACACAGAAUUGUUACUCAGGGACACAGAAUUGUUACUGAGGGACACAGAAUUGUUACUGAGGGACACAGAAUUGUUACUGAGGGACACAGAAUUGUUACUCAGGGACACAGAAUUGUUACUGAGGGACACAGAAUUGUUACUCAGGGACAGACACAGAAUUGUUACUGAGGGACACAGAAUUGUUACUGAGGGACACAGAAUUGUUACUCAGGGACACAAAAUUGUUACUCAGGGACAGACACAGAAUUGUUACUGAGGGACAGACACAGAAUUGUUACUGAGGGACACAGAAUUGUUACUGAGGGACACAGAAUUGUUACUGAGGGACACAGAAU
Staurois parvus is the source of this 373-nucleotide messenger RNA. The record is from the annotation of a GenBank genome assembly. NCBI's taxonomy places the organism in Eukaryota, Metazoa, Chordata, Amphibia, Anura, Ranidae.